CAUGGAAGCCAAUGAUCACUACACAAGACACAUGGCGGCGGUGGCGGCUCCUUAAAGUCUACCCGUCUCUUCCAUUUCUUUCCAAUUUCAACAAACCCAGAUCACAACCCCACCCCUUUUCUUCAUUUCCCCCAAAAUCAAACACACGGUUUCCCCUUCACCUUGGCUUUCUCAUACCAAUCACCAAACCUCUUCCUAACUUCAAUCUCCAAAGUCAACCCCAUCAUCUUCUUCCCCAAUUCUGGUCAAAGAGUUAUUGAUUUGAAAUAAAGAGGGGUUUUGAUCCAGAUGAUUAUAUGAUGGAUGGGUCACAAGGGGGUUCAAGUUCAUCGCCGCCAUUUCUGAAUAAAACAUAUGAAAUGGUGGAUGACCCUUUGACAGAUCAUAUUGUUUCUUGGAGUCAUACUGGGAGUAGUUUUGUUGUUUGGAAUCCACCCGAGUUUGCUAGCGAACUGCUUCCGAAAUAUUUCAAGCACAACAAUUUUUCUAGCUUCGUUCGACAGCUUAAUACAUAUGGUUUUAAAAAGAUAGAUCCUGACCAAUGGGAAUUCGCAAACGAAGAAUUCAUAAAAGGUCAACGACACCUUUUGAAAAAUAUUCACAGACGGAAACCGGUCCAUAGCCACUCAACAGUACCGACACAAGGGGCUAAUAUAAACCAAUUAUCUCCUUCAGAAAAAAAGGAAUACGAAGACGAAAUCAAGAAACUAAAACACGAAACAAGUUCUCUUCGGUUUCAGUUACAAACCCACAAGCAAGAAAAUCAAGAAAACGAACACAAGUUAACCUUUUUACUCGGACGAUUAAAGACCAUACAAUCAAAGCAGAAGAACAUGAUGUCGUUUCUUGCUCAAUUACUCGAAAAUACAAGAACGUCUUCCUCACGACAUUUGGAAACAAACAGCAAAAAGAGAAGAUUACUAAUAUCGACAUACUUACAUGACGAAGCCAAUGCAGAAGAAAACGAAAAUUUGGAGAUUCACGUGCUAAUAAAAAAACUCGAUUCAUCGUUGAAUUUUUGGGUGGAUUUUGUGAACGAAAGCGUAAAACCUUCGGGUCAAGAAAAACAUGAUUCAAAAGUGGAUCAUGCUGACAGCCCUAUUGAUGUUUCGUUGGUCUACGUUAAUCAAGAUUCUCGGGUGAAAUCUAAAUCUUCAGGGAUCGACGUGAAUGUAGAGCCAGCUGGCGGUGGUGGUGAUGCUGGUGGUAGAGUGGUGGUACCGCCAGUGCAAACGGGGGCGAACGAUGUAUUCUGGGAACAGUUUUUGACUGAGACGCCUGGCGGUGGUGACACGCAGGAAGUUCAGUCUGAGAGACGAGAUGUAAUUAAGUCUUUGUGGAGUGCAAAUAAUGUAGAUAAAAUUACAGAAAAAAUGGGGAAUCUUAGUAGUCCUUCUGGUAAGCUUGACGUUCGAUGAUCGUAGAUGUUUAACGUCAUCGAGGAUUUCUGGUUCAUACUCGCGUCGCGUAACGGUUGUUAAAAUGUUGUUGAAUAUUAGUUACUUGUUUUAAGCAUUGGAUUUUUCUGUCUUGGGGAGAUGUUGUUCAAGGCUUUGUUUUAUUUGCAUUUGUGUGUCUGUU
Helianthus annuus (common sunflower) is the source of this 1581-nucleotide messenger RNA. Its product is annotated as heat stress transcription factor A-4c. Gene Ontology annotation, cellular component: nucleus. NCBI's taxonomy places the organism in Eukaryota, Viridiplantae, Streptophyta, Magnoliopsida, Asterales, Asteraceae. Gene Ontology annotation, molecular function: DNA-binding transcription factor activity; RNA polymerase II cis-regulatory region sequence-specific DNA binding. The record is from RefSeq and is a predicted model, not a curated record. The transcript is spliced from 3 exons. Gene Ontology annotation, biological process: regulation of transcription by RNA polymerase II. Bases 297 to 1418 code for a protein of 373 amino acids.